CCCUAGGUCCCUGAAUCAGGACCACCUUCACAUCAAGAGAAAAAUGCUUAUGGGACCUGCGAAAUCCGACACGAUCUGUGCCAGGCAACAUUUGCCCAGCACGAGCGCUUGAGAGCGCUCUUAGGCCUAGGAAGUUCUAUUUUACCUAGUCCGGUGGGCUUCAGUCAAACUGCAAGGGCAGAUUUCAAAUAGGUCUUGGCCUGCAGCGUAGAUGGUAUUUAUUUGUCCACGCAUUCUGCACCUGGACCAGCUGAAAAAGAGAUCUCGGUCCUGCCUACACACGUGGCUCGCUCUCCGACGGUGAAGCUAGCAGCAGCGCUGCUUCGCGACCAAGCGACCCGGCGCUGUGGUCUGGCCGCAGAAGCAGGAGAGGAAGUGGCGUAGGGGGGAAGAGAGAGAGGCGAGCUGGCGUAGGGUAGGGGAUUCGCAAUGCAAGGCUGGGCGAGUGCCAUAUCGGCGGCACGCGACUGGGUAGACACAGCCACGCGUAGAGACGCGCAGGGCGGGCCCGAAGAACUGACCAAAGAGGAGGAGCAAUGGGCCGCGGACUUCAGGAGGCUAUGGGAGAUGUUCAGGAGCUCGCAUUCGGAGGGGGAGCGCAUGACUGCCUUGGUGAUGGCUCUCCGGCUCUUCUGCAAGCUGCUGGACGACAAGAACCACGUCGCGGAGAUCGUCCACUAUCUUGUGGACGUGCGUCCGUUCCAGUUCGUUGUGGCUCGGCUCUUCUGUGAGGAGAUCAACACGCGCCGCCGGGCCAGAGGCGCCAAGGGCUUCUUUCCGCGCAAGGAGAUCAUAGAGCUGCUGUCGUACGACGACCAGGAGGAUGUAAAGCUCUCCGGCGCCGUGCUCUUCAGAAGCCUCGAGCAUCUCGUCUCCCCGCCGCUGGAGGUGCAGGGGCUGCUGGACGCGGGGCUGCUGUCGAUGCUGGUGUCCAUAUUCACGGAGUUCUGUGUGCCGGAUGAUGACUCGGGGUCCUUCAACGGCGCUGACGAGGACGAAGGGGACGACCUGCCGCUCGACCCUCGAGGCACGGAAGUCGAGGACCGGGUGAUAGCGCUGAUGAAGGGGCUGGCGGUGCACAGCGGCGCGGCGGUGAGCCUGAUAGAGGACGACUCACUCAAGAAGAUGUUCCGCGCAGCCGCCGGGCUCUUCUCGCCCUCCUUCAGCUACAUGGGCGACUACUCCGGCGCCGCUGCUGGCGCCGCAGCUGCCAACCUGGAGCUCGACCCCAAGCUGCGGAAUGCAGCAGCAGAGAUUCUGGAGCUGUCUCUGGCCAGCGACACUGGUGGUGUCGCACGUUACAUCCACAACCACAACCUUCUGGAGGUGCUGCUGAAGGCGGUGAUUCAGUACGAGGUGGACUCGGGUGACCCGCACCACGUGCUGCUGCUAGUCCACGCCCUCAUCGAGUGCCUCCGCCUUGCAUUCCGCCCAGACGCGGGUCCUGUGAAGCUGAAGGAGGACUUCCGUUCCCUGCGAGGCUACUUCUGGCUGGGCCAGCUCGUGCUCAAGCUCACCUUCGCUGCUGACACCCCUGCAGACCCCACCCCUGUCACGCAACUCCACAACUCGCCCUCCCCGCUCCUGCAGCAGCCGCCCCUAGCCCCCGCGCCCUCCCCGAUAACCCCUCUCCCCGGCUCGGGACCUGACCCUGAUGAUGCUACAGGGGGGGAAAGCAAGGCGGAGGGGGAAGAGAAAGGGGAAAAGGGCGAGGGGGAGGAUAGUGGGGAGGGGACUGGGGGGUCUAGCCCAGAGGAGGCAGUGAAGUCAGCGGAGCCAGUGGUGCCGUCUGCACUAGUGAAGCUGCUAGAUGCGCUCGUGUCCAUGGCACAGACUGUAGGAGGCGACCCUCCCCGCGCACACACCACUGGCUCCCGCCCCUUCUUUCGCUCACCUUCCGGCCGACAGAAGGACCUCUCGUGCCUGCCAGGCGCGCAGGUGAAGUCCCUGGAGUCUCUGCGGGUGCGGGACCCAGACGCGGUGCUCGUGCUGCAGAACGUGUUUCUGGAAACGAACCAGCUGCCGGUGCAGCUGCUGGUGCUGGAGCGCCUACAGAACCUGUACGCGUUCUUCCCGGAGAACUACUCGGUCAUCCAGGAGCUCAAGACGUUCCAGUUGCUGAUUCGCAACAUAGGGCAGUACCCCCGCAUGCUGCAGGAGCAGCUGCUGAAAGUCCUGGAGUACACAGUCAUAGUGCUCAACAUAGUGCCAGAGCAGGAGCUGCUCGCGCUUUGCAUCGAGCUGCAGAAGCCCGUGCCCACGUCUCUCUCGCGCUCGGCGCUCAUAUUUUUCAACAAGCUCCUGUCCUUUGAGCAGAACUUUGUGGAGGUGCUGCGGGACGUGGGGCUGGUGGACAUUCUCGUGUCGGACCUCAGGAAAUGCUCCCCUCCCGAGUCCACGCCUGUGCUCGUCGACGGCUCGGUUCCAUCUGUCUUCUUCAACCCUCAGUCCCCAUCUGCUGCUACGCUUGCCGCUGCUGCACAGGGAGCAGCAGGAGGGUCGGACUCCCCUUCCUCCUCCACCUCCUCACGCUCCUUCCCCCAGUCCCCGUCCUCAACCACCUCCUCCACCUCCUCCCACCUCUCCCUCUCUGCCUCAGGCGAGCCUGGUGAUUACCCGCACUCCCAUCCCCACCCCCACAACCAGCCGCCCAUGUCCCGGGUCAUGAAGAGCCGCAUGGACGCCAUGCGCGCGUCCCUGGGCCGGCGUCUCUCGUCCGAUUCGCUGGGCGGCAUGGGUCUGGGCGGCGGCAUGUCUGGAGCGCAUUCAUACUUCUUUGAUGAGGAGAGCACGUGCCAGGCGGCAUGGGAGUGCGUGCUGGCGCUCAUGGCGCACAGCCCCGCCAACCAGAAGGUUCUGAGGCAGAAGCGCGGCCUGCAGACCGUGCUGCCGCUGCUCGCGUCCUCCCGCCACCGCCCCUUCGCCCUGCGCCUGCUCACCAUUCUCAUCUCUGAGGAUCUCGCUCAGACCAACCCGGACGAAGUGGCAGGGCUGGUGCAGGUGGCGCGGCGGGGCGUGGCGGGGUCCCCGGGCGGCAGGAUGUGGCGGCUGGACAUAGCAGCGCGCACGGAGGUGCUGUGGACGCUCUCGCACGUGCUCUCUGCCAACCCCGUGGUGCAGGAGACGUUCCUCAAGGUCGAUGGCUUCUCCCUGGGCCUCGCUGUCAUUGCCAGCAUCAAGGGCUCCGCCACUCUCGACCCCACCUCCAAACCUGUUGCUCCUGCUACUGCUACUUCUGGAGCUUCUGCAGGAGCAGGCGCUCCCCUUGCCGCUGCUGCUGCUGCUGCUGCUGGGAAGCCUCCUGUACGAAGUUCCUCUGGGGCAGCUGUGGCUGCGUCGGGUGGCUCUGGUGCUGCGUCUGCUGCAGUAACCGGGUCGGCGUUAUCCCUAGGGGGCGUGGGCAAGGCGUCGCCAGUGACGGGGCGGUACCAGAUGAUGAUGUCCAAGGCAGCGCAGCUGGCAGACCUGGGGGAGACGCCUCUCGCGCUCAAGUUCGAGUUCGUCGACGCGCUUCUCAGCGUGCUGCUGCGCGCAGUCAAGGCCAACCCUGCCGGCCGCCUCGCCCUGCGUCGUGUGAUCAAACCCGAGGAUUUUUCCCAGCAGCUGCCCCACACAGGCCUCCUCGCCCCCCCGUACGACGUGCGGCUGAUCCGGUCCCUGCUAGACCUGGCCACAGAGACUCUUCGCAGCACCAGCCUCCCCCAGGUUCUCGUGCCGUCAUCGCCCUCCCCCACUCCUGUCAAGGGCAGCUAUGCUGCUCAGCACCUGGGACUGGACGACAGGGGGUCAGACAGUGAGGGCGGGGGGUCAGCAGGGAGGCUGUCUGGGAAGGGGUCUGGGAGGAGGGAGAGCAUUGGGGGAGUGGGGUCUGGGAGUGCGGGAGGGGGGGUAGGAGGGGGGAGCCCGUCAGGGCCGUGUGAGUGGGUGGUGGAUGAGGUGGGCGGUGUGCAGGACAGGGAGGGUGUGACGGUGCACAAUGCGGUGGUGGUGCAGAUGCUGCUCGACUCCCUGCAUCUGCUCGCCAACCCCACGGCCGAGCGCCUGCUGGCUGCCGUGCUCGUGCUGGCCAAGCUCUCCCCUCGCAAUGCAGAGGCGCUCAGUAGCAUACACGUGGUGCAAGUGCUGCUGGAGCUGUUCAUCCACAAGUCCCACACCCUUGCAGAAGCAACCAUCGACACCAUUCUCCAGACAGUUGAGAUCGUCGGCACCUUCAGAAUCUCUCCUACGGAGCUACGGCUCAUGGCGCUGCGCCUGCGCCAGGCGGCAGACGCGCCGCACGACCCCAUGGGGCUGCGCUUCCUGCGCAUGCUGUGCCGCAUGGCUGCUGCCUCCUCCGGCUCCGCGCAGAGCGUCGCCGUCUCCUCCUUUGCCGACCUCAGCAUGCGCCGCGUGGGGUAUGCCGGUGCUCACGCCAUCAUAGGCGAACGCCCCUGGCCCCCUGCUGGAGGCUUCUCUUUUGCCUGCUGGAUCCGUUUUGCUGGGCUGAGGAGCGACGCAGAGGACGAGGAGAGCGACGAGGAGUGUGAGGUGCGGGAGAGGCUGAGCUUUGGGUCGCAGCGGGGUGGGAGUGAUAGUGGCAGGCUGGGGAGGGCCAGGAGGCUGCAGGUGUUCAGUGUGGCGCCGGCAGGGGAGCCCCAUGAAUGCUGUGCGGAGAUGUUCAUCGAGGAAGACGGUGUGCUCACUCUCGCCGCUAACACCCACUCGGGCGCCGGCGGAGCGGGAGGUGCGGGCGGGUCUGUCACCGCCAGUGCCUCUGGUGGCAGCAGCAGCAAUGGGGGGGGGAGUGGUAGCAGCAGCACGAGCAGCAAGGUGCGUUUCUCCAACGUGCAGCUGAAAGAGGGCACGUGGCACUUCAUCACCGUGGUCUUCAGGCAGCCCUCUGCGCUCUCUGGCUUCUUCCACGUGGACUCCGCCUCUCUCUACGUGGACGGGCUGCUGCAGCAGACGGGCAAGCUCUCCUUCGCCCCAUCCCCCCAGGGGAAGCUGCUCCGAGUCACACUGGGAACAGGCAGCGAGGCCGCCUGUGUGAGCCCGCUCACCUGGCAGCUGGGGCCCACAGUGCUCUUUGAAGAGGCGGUUCCCUCCUCUGCGGUCCUUUUCAUGUACCUGCUAGGCCGCGGGUACCGAGGGGUUUUCCAGGACCCGGCUAUCCGGCAGUUCCUCCCUCUCGAAGCCUGCUGUGCCCGGAAUCUGCUGCUAGUGGAGAAGAUAGAAGCAGAGGCGGCAGCGCAGGGGGGGACCCCCACUGGGCUAUGGGUCAAAGGGGACGACUCGUCCAUAUUCCAUGAUAUGGCUGCUGCUGCUGCGAGGGGAGGGGAGGGGGAGCUGUGCCCUGUGGUGUGGGAUGCGGAGAAGCCGACAGCAGCGGCGGCGGCAGUGGCGUGCAGGAAGAUCAUAUUCAAGUUUGAUGGUUCGACGGUGGAGCUGGAGGAGAAUGGCGAGCUGUGCCCCGCGUCCCUGGCACGCACCAUGGUCAACCUCGUCGACCUCAGCCAUGGCGCUGCUUCCUCCCUCGGAGGCCCGAAGAUGGCAGCUCUUUUUGGGGACAUCCAGCUGUGCUGCCCCAGCAGCGUGGCAGACGGGCUGCGAGUCAUCGGCGGCAUGUCAGUGCUGCUCGCCCUGCUAGACAUGGCAGACACGGCGGAGCGCCUGCACCUGGCGCUCUCUCUUCUCACCUCGUGCCUGCGAGAAAACCCCCGCAACCAGGAGGAGAUGCGGCGACUGCGCGGCCACCACAUGCUCGCCAUCUUCCUUCACCAGCGCAUGCCCCUAGUCACGCCCGCGUCCUUCGCCCUCCUGCUCUCCCUCGCCGCGCCUGCCACGCACAAGCCAUCCUCCCUCCUGCUUGCAGGAGACGCCUCUGGAAACUCCCUGGGUGCUACCUCCCUGGGGUCUCCUACAGCAGCGGUAUCUGCUGAAGAGGCGUCAGAGCUGGUUCUUUGCAGCCCGGGGCUGGUGCUGCACGUGCUGCUGGAUUGGACCAUCUGGUCCAUCGCGCCACUGCAGCUGCAGCACGAGCUGCUCGACUUCCUCAACCUCGUAGUCGCCCACAGCCGCUUCCGCCGCCAUAAUGUGGCGCUGCUGAGGCGCCUGGACGUAGUGCACCGCCUGCUGCUCGCGCUGCAGCACACGGAGCUGGACCCGGCUGUCAUUCACAAGCUCGUGAGGGUGCUUGGCGGCGUGCUGGGGGCGGGGUUCUUGCCCGCAGAGACCAAGCAAGUCUCGGACUUUGUACUCAUGACGUUCAAGGGGUCGGGGAAUGGAGGCGCGGCGGCAGGAGCAGCAGGGCUGUCAGCAGGGGGAGUAGCAGUAGCAGCAGGGGCAGCGGUAGCAGGCGGGGCAGGGGAGAUAUCCUUUGGGAGGAGUAGCAGCACUGGAUGCGCAGCACCAAGCACUUCCGGUUCUGCUGCUGCUGCUGGUACCAUUGCUUCACAGGAGCCGUAUGGUCGUCACGUGGCAACGCGUAACGCGCUGCUCGAGAUGCUCAUUCAGCUGCAGAUGCGCCUGGCCCUCACCCCCAGUGACGAGCGCCUGGACCUGUGGCAGAGAACCGUCUCCAGCAAAGUAACUACCCUCCUUCUGGACCCCUACCUGCACGAGUCCUCCCUCAAGCGCGUCCUCAUCCUGCUGGCCGACUCCCUGCGCUCGCCCACUCAAUUUGCCACGCGAUUCCGCCAGGCAGGCGGGUUCUUCUCGCUCUCGCGCGUGCUGGCUUCGUACCACGGCGAGCCAGACAUCUUCCUGGUUCUCUUCACUGCUCUCUUCGGCGCUGACCCCAAGCCAUCGCUCUGCGACAGGGAGGACGUGCGCCUGGUGGACCUCCAUGCGCUGCUGCCGCUCAAGGCAAGCCCAGGCGAGGACCUCAUGUUCCCAGAGCUGCUGGAUUCCGUCCUGGCCAUGCUGCGCGCUGCCCUCCUCUCCGCUGUCCCCGAUCAAAGUACCGACAGAAAGGUGCCUGGGGCUGCUAGUGCCAUAGGCUAUACUGGGGAGGGUGGGCCUGAGGGAGACGGAGGGGGGGCAGGGGCGGGUCAGAGCGGGGACUGGAGUGGAGGGGGGAGGCAGGCGCUGGUAGAGCCGCUGAGGCGAGGGGCGGAGGGGGCAUCGGCGUUGGUGGUGGGGGUGCUGCGGUUCUGGCUGCAUGGAGUGCAUUGUCCUGGGCCCACUGCGCUGGCUGCUGCCACUCGCCGCCCAGAGUGCCUGGAGGGCCUGCUGGACCUCUUCUUUGCCUGCAUGCGGCACUGUGCGGAGUCAGCUCGCAAGGCCACAGCGCGUCCCCCCUCCCCGCGCUCCUCAUCCCAUGCGCCUCCCCGCAAGGCCUCCCGCACCUCCUCCCUUGAGGCCAUCGCCUCAGGGGGCGAUCACGAGGGGGAUGGGGACGAUGGGCAGGAGGGGACCCAGUGGAAGGAGGGGCAGGAGGAGGACGAGGAGGAGGAAGAGGAGGGGGAGGAGGUGGCGGAGAACUGGGGGGGAUAUGGGAUGGAGGGGAAUGGGAAGGCUGCCCGGGUUCGCCUGUCUGGUUCUGCAGACGCUGCCAUGGGCACUGCGAGCCGGCCUGCCAUCACUGCGUCUGGCAGUGCGAGUGCUCUUCUAGGCCACCCAGGCGCGCAGACAGGGCAGUCAGGCUCGCCCUCCUACAACUCCCCGCUCGCACGCCACCUCAGCGUCACGGCCGCGUCCAUGAUGACGUGGCUGGGCGGCACGAGGGAAUCCAUGGAGGAGAUUGCGUCCAGCACGCUCUCCUCUCUGGGGCAGACGGGCAGCGGCAAGCUAGACGGGGAGAUGAUAGGGGGAGGGGAGGAGGGCGCGGAUGGCCUGGCUCCGCUCGUCCCAGAGGCGCUUUUCCUUGUGGAUGCGGAGAGUAUGAAGGGGAAUGUGGCCGCGGUGGCAGCAGGGCUAGUGCUGGAUAUCAUUGGGGAAGUGGUAGCGGGAGCGCUGCUGGAGGUGGCUAAGAGUGCGCCGCUGCUAGACGCAGUGCAGGAUGCAGUGCCAGGGGAUAUUCCUGCCGAUGUUGCAGCGGUCUUCACUGGCCAGUGGCUGCAGCGAGUGCUGCUGGUUCUCGAGCGCUGCUUGCUUGCUAGCAGCGCAGAAGCCAGCAAGCUGGACCGUGCACGCUGGGGGCCCAAUCUAGAGGCCCUUGCUCCUGUGCUUGCAGACGCGGCUUUCUGCGGGUCCUUUGCCCGGCCUAAGUCGUGCAAGCAGGUGCUGCAAUUUAUGCUGCAGUUACUGCAAGCCGCCAACACCAACGGGCUGAUUGAAAACGCCCAGCCAGCGACCAGAGGACUGCUUAUCCGCACUCGCGGCACCUUCCUAGAGCCCUACAUCCUCGCGCUCCUCAAAGCCUGUGGCCGCCUGGUGCUAUACUCGUUCUUACCUUUGGACAUGGUGGGAGUGCGGGCCGUGACGAGCGGGGAGGACGGGGACGAGAUUACAGGGUGUGUGCGAACGAGCCUCACGUAUGCGGCUGAGCCGUGGGUCGGGGAGAGGCGCCUGGUCCCUGCUCUCGACCCCAGCCUGGACCGAUCGGACUCCCUGCACUUGCUGCUAGCUAACCACGGUAUUGUCUUGUCAAGCGUGAGUGUGGAUCUGGACCUCGUCGCAUGCCUGUGCCACAAUCUCACCUACAUGAUUCUCCAGCUUCCGUCCACCCAGCAGCAGCAGCAACAAGGCGGAGGGGGGGGGCAGGAGAGGGAUUCGCUGAUCCAGCAGCAGCAGCAGCACGUUGCACUGGCAGCAGAGGCGUGGAAGGUGCUGGUGGCGCACCGAGCCAAGGAGCUGGAGGAUAUGCUCACCUUCCGCACGCCAAGAGGGGACGUGGUGGACUUAUUCCACGGGGGGUUCGACACUGUGCUCCAGAAUGGCGAAGCGUCACUCGUGCACUGGUUGGUGGGGUCUCAGGCGUUGGUGGUGGAAGUGCUGGGGCAGAAGGCCACUCCCUCGUGGCGAGACGCAGUGCUCGCCGCUGCCCGUGCCGCGGAUGCACGAGUGAAGGUGCUCGAGGUGAGGCGGCGGAAGGAGGCUCAGCGGCGAGCCCGGGAUAGCCUGCGGUCCCUGGCGAGGUAUGAGGAGCAGCAAGUGGGGAAUGUGAGCACGGCAGAGAAGGUGCGGUUUGGCAUUGCUAAAGAGCUGCUGGUGCGGCGGCAGGACAAGUUUGGGUGGGUUCUCCAGGCGGAGAGGGAGUGGCAGGGGCACCUGCAGCAGUUGGUGCACGAGAGGGGAAUCUGGCCCGCAUGGAGGGGGGGGCUGGACGCGAAACAGAAGUCUAAGUGGGGAGAUGAAGGGGGGGAGAAGGAGGGCGACGGAGGGGAGGAGGCGGAGGGAGAGGAGGAAAAAGCGGGGACGCUGCAGUGGCAGCUGUGCUCCACAGAGGGGCCAUUCCGCAUGCGCAAGAAGAUGAGGCGCAGCAAGGUGCAGGUGGACCUGAGGCAGAAGCAGUGCGUGACGUGCAUUGAGCCGGAGCCGAUUCCCAUAGUGGAAGGCGCGGAGGAGGAGGCGAGAGAGGCGGAGCGGCGCAGCAGGGAGAGCAGCAAGGCAGAGAGCAGCAAGCAGAAAGCGGAAGAGGAUGUGGAUGAUUCGCAGGGGAAGGAUGGGGCGGAGGGCAGGGAAGGAGAAGCUAAGGGAGAAGCGGAUGCUGCAGGGGGGGGUGCAGAGAGCAAGGAGGGAGGGGGUGAGGAGUCGUACCUGCAGCUAUCAGUGAGUGACGGCACGCCGCCUCGCAUAUACCGUGCCCAUUCCACCAUGGUGGACUUAGACGACGAGGGGGGCAGCCUGGCUGACCUGGUUGCCUCGCACAUGGAGGCUUUGGAGGAGGAGGAGGUGGAGGGACAGGCUAGCGACUCUGCUGAGAAGGAAGCUGAGAACGCAAAGAGGGGGGGUGGUGCGUCUGAUGCUGCCAAGGUUGAUGCAGCGAAACCGGAGAGGGUGAGCGGAAGUGUGAGUGGCACUGCUAGUGCUGGUGCGAGCAGCACGGUCGGAGGGCGGGGAAUAGAGGCCAGCAGCAGCGGUGGCAGCAGCAGCGCAGACCCCGCGUCCCGCGGCAGCAGCAAGCGCAUGGGGUACGACCUCGGAGUGGAUUGCCUGCGCGGCGGGGCGGGUGGAGGGGCAGAGAACGACGACGGGGAGUACCUCAUCCGGCCCCAUCUGGAGCCGGGCGAGCGCAUCCGCUUCCGCUACAACUGCGACCGCGUGGUGGGGCUGGACAAGCGCGACGGCAUCUUCCUCAUCGGCGACCAGUGCCUCUACGUCAUCGACAACUAUUUCAUCGACAGCACUGGCAGGUUCCGCGAGAAAGAGGCUGAGGGGACAGUGUCUGUGCUGGACCAGGCGCUGGGGAUGAAACCGGGGAAGCCAACAGGGUUUACUGCAGCUGCCUGUGGGGCGAAUCCCAUGAAGCGGCACGGAGUGGGGCUGGUGGGCGGGUGGGCGGAGACGGUAGCAGCGUGGCGUGCAACGGGGGGUGGCGGCGGGGAGAAUUCAGGGGAGUUUGCAGGAGAAGGGGGGGAGGUGGAGGAGGAGGAGGCGGCGGAGGAGGCGGUGCUGUCGCACGAGUGCAAGAAGUGGAAGCACGAGGAGGUGCACGAGGUGCUCAAGCGGCGGUACCAGCUGCGCCCCGUGGCCAUCGAGCUGUUCUCCAUGUCGGGCAACAACGAGCUGCUCGUGUUCCACCUCAAUGAGCGCGAUGAGUGCUUUAAGAACCUCCAAGCCAUGAACCUCCCCAAAAACAGCCUCCUGGACUCGACGAUAACGAACGCGACGGAGUCAGCGGAGCCGCCCCGGCUGUUCAAGAUGAUGGCCAAGUCGCUGGGCAAGCGGUGGCAGGCGGGCGAGAUCAGCAACUUCCACUACCUCAUGCACCUCAACACGCUGGCCGGCCGCGGGUACAACGACCUCACGCAGUACCCCGUCUUCCCCUGGGUGCUCGCGGACUACCUCAGCCAGGAGCUGGACCUGAGCGAUCCGAGCUCUUUCCGCCCGCUGAAUAAGCCCAUGGGGUGCAUCACCAUGGAGAGGGAGGAGGAGUUUGUGCGCAGGUACAACACAUGGGACGACCCCGACAUCCCGCGGUUCCACUACGGGUCGCACUACUCGAGCGCGGGCACGGUGCUCUACUACCUGAUGCGCCUGCCGCCGUUCUCGCGGCAGAACAUGCAGCUGCAGGGCGGGCACUUUGACCACGCGGACCGCAUGUUCUACAGCAUCCAGGAGACCUGGAAGUCCGCCAGCACGGGGCACACGGCGGAUGUUAAAGAGCUCACCCCGGAGUUUUACUACGUGCCCACGUUCCUUGAGAACCGGUUCAAUCUGGACCUGGGGGUCAAGCAGAGCGGCGAAGGGGUGGACAACGUGAUUCUGCCCCCAUGGGCCAACGGCAGUCCGGAGGAGUUCAUUCGGAAGCACCGGGAGGCACUCGAGUCGCCGUACGUGUCAGAGCACCUCAACGAGUGGAUCGACCUCAUCUUCGGCUACAAGCAGCAAGGACCGGCAUCUGUGGAAGCAGUGAACGUGUUCUUCUACCUCACCUACGAGGGCUCGGUGAACAUCGACGCCAUCACGGACCCCUCCACCAAGGCGUCCAUCCUCGCCCAAAUCAACAACUUCGGCCAGACGCCCCGCCAGCUCUUCCUCAAGCCGCACCCCAAGCGCGAGACGCACCAGCGCCCGCCCCUUGUCAACUGCCUCCGCUACCACGACCUGGUCCAGAUGGAGGAGUCCCGGAACGUGCGCCAGAUGGUGACUCAGAUCCUCAUGGUGAAGGACAAGGUCGGAGUGCUGGUGGGAAAUUCUCUAAUCAAGGGCACGUCGAACGACCGCCGCCUGCUCUGGGGCUUCCCCGACGGGAGUCUGAGGGUGGUUUCCACGGACCAGGACAAGCUGCUAGCCACGCACGAGGCCCUGCACGACAACGGCCCCAUCCAGUGCGCCGCUGUCAGCCGCGAUGGCACGUUUAUAGCAACAGGAGGGUCGGAUGGAGUGGUUGCAAUCUGGCGGUCCCUGGGCGACGGCCCCCCUGGUCGCGCCCCUCUGCCUCAGUCCCAGAGCCAGCCCGGGCAGGCGCAGCAGCAGCAGGCGCAGCCGCAGCGGCAGCUGCAGCUGCUGCGGCGUCUGUGUGCGCACACUCAGGCUGUGACGUCUCUUGCUAUGAGCCAGGCCUGGGGGCUCGUGGUGACUGGAUCCAGCGAUCAUACAGUCAUCAUUUGGGAUCUCAACUCCCUGGAUUUUGUGCGGCAGCUGCCGGUGAUGCCUGCGCCGGUGUCAGUGGUGUAUGUGAGUGACAGCACCGGGGAUGUGGUGGUAGGAGCCGGGACGCUUCUCAGCGUGUGGACGCUGAACGGGGACUGCCUAGCCAAGGUGAACACGUCGCACUCGAUGCUGGAGGCGAUUACGUGUGUGACCACGCCGUCACACUCGGACUGGAUGGACACUGGGUGGUUCCUGACAGGCCAUCGGAAUGGGAGCAUCAAGAUGUGGUGCAUGGACUGGUGCGUGCCGGCUAACGUGUCGGUCAAGAGGACAGAGCACGAGACUGUCACUAGUAGCAACAGCAGUGGUGGUAAUUCUGCUGGGGGUGCGGCGAGCGCAGUGAGUCAGCAGCAGGCGAGUUCGGAAGGCAAGGAGCAGCAGGAGCAAGGGGACAAGGAAGAGGGCGCCAAGCAGGCAGAGGGCGACACCGCAGCAGCAACCACCCAGCAGAAUCAGCUAGCGAUCGUGCCAGCCCGGCAGCAGCAGGCGGACCUCAGGCUAAGAAAGAAGCUGCUGACCCCUGGGACGUUCAUCCCGCGCGUGGACCCCGAGUGGAAGCUGGUGCUGUGCCGCGAGCUGGUGUGGCACAAGGAGGCUGUCACCGCCCUCUUCCUCACUCCCGAGCUCAGGCAGCUCUUCUCAGGGGACAUUGCAGGGCACAUUGCAUGCUGGGCCAUUCCCGAUGCUGAUGCUGAAAACAUCGUGCUGCAUGAUACGCAGGUGUCAGUGUGUGCGGGGGCGUGCAGGAGGCGGUUCACAGUGGGCGAGCGGCGCUUUGAGUGUGUGACAUGCAAGAAGGUGGUGUGUGGGCGCUGCGGCGGCAGCAAGAUGAUGGUGGACCGCUCGGGCCACUACGCGCAGCGCUGGGUCUGCUCCUCCUGCCAGCACCAGUCCGACGCCGCAGCCGCUGCUGCUGCUGCAGUAGCUGCAGCGGCGGAUGCAGGGGCUGGGGGGGCGGGAGUAGGAGGAGGAGCAGCAGCAGCAGCAGGAGGAGGGAUGGGUGUCCGGUCUAGCAUGGUCCGGGGCAUGUCGGUUGCAGCACCUCAGGGCAUGGGGGCCAUGGGUGGGCCAGGGGGAGGGGGGCAUGCAGGGGCGGGAGAGGGGGGAGGGCUUGGGCAUGCGCAUGGGGGGGAGAGAGUGGGGCCGGGUGCAGGGCCGGGGCAGCGACCGUUUGUGGCAAUGCCGCGCAUUUCCAAGCAGACGGGAGGGCUGCCGCAAGGAGGUGUGAGGCGGGGGCCUGGCAGCAUGCCCCGCUCCACGACCUCGUCUUAGCUUGCCCUCCCUCCCUCCCUCCCUCCCUCCCUGCACCACCUGCCGGUUGCAGGCUAGCCAGUGCAUGCUUGUUGCCUUCACAGGAUCUGGUUUACCGGUUUGUUGCCCCAACAUCUUAGCUGGGAUUCCGAUGACUGCAAGGGUGACAUACCUAGGAAACGUUCCAUUAGGUUGACAUGUCAGAUCACCUCCGUCUGGUUGGGUUACUGGUACCGGUGUGUGUGCCGAGGUUCCAGUUUGAGGCAUCUCCGAUGGGGUGGCCGCUUGUCCACCACGGUGCCUGAUGCCGUUACUUCUGACCAUGUCGUUACACCAUCAGAUAAAUUAUAUUAUUACGCCGUUCCUUGACGUGGAAAU
Molecule: messenger RNA, 13866 nt
Organism: Closterium sp. NIES-67
Lineage: Eukaryota; Viridiplantae; Streptophyta; Zygnematophyceae; Desmidiales; Closteriaceae
Source: the annotation of a GenBank genome assembly